CGAUCUCGUGCCUUCUUUCGCCUCGUCUUUUCCCCUCGAAGCGCCGGUGGCACCGGUUUACUCUAUUUCAAGUAGACGUGUAUCCUCACGGGUGUAAGAGGUCACAGAAAGGUGUAACAGCCGACAGGAACGGAGUAGUUGUUAUCACGCACUCGCGUACGCCGUUGACAGGCCGCGCGAGAUCGACCGCGUUCCAGAAGCGUCUCGCAGCUGAUCGAGCAUGACGUCAGCGCGACGGCGUGAUCGACGGCACGACCGGACGACUUGGCCGGAUCUGGUCGCGCGGGUAGGUUAAAGAAGUCGAGAACCGGCACCGCGGAUCCGCCUCCUCGAUCGUAUCAGGCAGGGAGCGCGAAACUUUUCGAAACUUUUGACCGAUGUUGUACGACAGCGACACGAUCGCGGAUAGCGGAAGAUAAAAGAUACGCCUCCGAAAUCGAUUUGUGUAUUUUAAAACUAGGUGGAAAUUACAAAAGUGAAGAAAUUCACUAGAGUCUCUGCAAUUUCAUACGUCGAAAACUAGUAAAUUUCCUCUUCUUGUAUUUUUCAUCUCGUUUCCCUGAAGAAAUCCCUGAGAGAACAGCCAAUCAGACUGAUGUGACGUCACUGACGCGAGUUCUGUGCCGAAUAUCUCGUGAGUUUUGAAUUUGAGGUUAGGUUCUCCGUGUAGAGGUAACCUUUCGUGACUGUCGCUCGACCGGCGCUGAAAUAAUCAUAUAAUGAUCUCGUCGUGACUGAGAUCUCUGUGGUGGUUUGACAUGAAUACCCAACAAAUAUUCCAACUUCCUCAUAGACUCAAAGCGGCCUUCAGGCUGCUCACGUCGAGGUUUAAUGAGAUCGGCACUAAAAUUGGAAGCUACGAGAUGCCCGAGAGGAUCAGAGGCACUGUCCUUGAACGCUGGGCGAAAUACUGGCACGGUCUGUACAUCGAUUACAAGGAUGUCGCCUUCGAUGUAGCCAAAGAUUGCAGGGAGCGUCCAGUACGUGCUGCGAUGUACAUAACAGUUCUAGGAGCUUGUUUCUAUUCUAAUCGACACAAUCCGGAUGAAACUAUGUUCAGGGAGCAAUUGAUACAAAGCAGUACAAAACUAAUACAAGUAGGAGAACCUAUACGCAAUCCCAUUUCUGUUCAACAUGUAAAAUGGUUGGAACAAUGCUAUAACGAGGGACUAAUCAGAAGACUUAAUUUGGGUGUUCUGUCUUUGAUUUGGUUAGAUAAUUACGACAAAGACUGUUCUUCCUAUAAAGCAGUCUGUCCUUAUCUAAAACCACGAUAUGUAACUUUUUAUGAAAGGAUAGUGGACGUAGGAUUCCUUGAAAAAUGGUGGUUAUUAGAAAAAAAGAUGAAAGACUAUGAUGUAAAUGAAGCCGAAUUCAGUGUUACAAACAAUGGCACCGUUUCAGCAUAAUAAAUUUUAGGAAAAAAAUGUUCUUAAUUAUAUAAGAAAGUAAGAAUUAUGUAAGUUUUUGGAAAACAUGUAUAUAUUCGUGAUUCGGUAACUACAGGAUACAAAAAUUUGAUAAAACAAAUAAACAGAUGUCUAAUAACU
Messenger RNA from Pogonomyrmex barbatus (red harvester ant), 1550 nucleotides. Its product is annotated as mitochondrial import inner membrane translocase subunit Tim29. Gene Ontology annotation, biological process: protein insertion into mitochondrial inner membrane. The record is from RefSeq and is a predicted model, not a curated record. NCBI's taxonomy places the organism in Eukaryota, Metazoa, Arthropoda, Insecta, Hymenoptera, Formicidae. Gene Ontology annotation, cellular component: TIM22 mitochondrial import inner membrane insertion complex.